CGUAGCGUUGGUACAAAAUCUUACAUAAACUGAGAUCAUGUAUGUGUGCUUGAACUCAAAAUCAAUGUACUAAGUGCCGCCUCUUCUUACGUAGUAUAUUACUUACUCUAUGGUCUAGACACUGAAGUCUGAGUCUUGAAUGGAAGGCAGUGAAGUAGAAAGAAAUAUAACAACGACGUUAGACAGUGAACGAAAAACGUUCACUGCGCUAUCGCGACAGUUUUUUUUUUAAUAUGUGUGUUGUCAUGAGAUUCUAUUGAGAAUAAAACACUUUGUACUUAGCAAGGCGGUAGGCUAUGACAAAUUAUGACUCCUGCACAAGAGCUAGAAGAGGAAUUAAAAAAUGUUGAUACCGAACUCGGUGUAGUGGAGUCCGAAAUUGUAAAACUAAAGAGUCGUCAACGCAUGCUGCAUGAAAAGAAAAAUUCAUUGAAGCAUGCUAUUAACAAACUGAAAUCUGAUAAAUUGGCUGAAGUUGAUUGGGAAGGCACUAACUAUACAUGGUCAAAUGAUGUAAAGGAUAUUUUACAAAUAGUAUUUCAGUUAGAGUCAUUUCGACCCAAACAAUUAAGUGUCAUAAAUGCAACAUUAUCAGGCCAACAUGUUAUUGCUGUUAUGCCUACUGGAGCAGGGAAAAGUCUAUGCUAUCAACUGCCUGCUAUGGUUCAGGGGGGAUUGACCAUUGUUGUGAGUCCUCUCGUGUCCCUCAUUGAGGACCAAGUCCGCUCACUUACUUCAAAACAGAUUGCUGUAAAAUAUAUCACAAGUACCACUCCUAAAGAACAAAUAACAGAAAUUUUACACACAAUUAGUGAUAAACAUUGCAAUAUGAAGCUUCUAUAUGUUACUCCAGAGCGCUUUGCUAAGAGCAAAAGAUUUAUGGCCAAUUUACAAAAAUGUUAUGCUAAUGGCAGAUUGCAAAGAAUUGCAAUAGAUGAAGUUCAUUGCUGUUCACAAUGGGGUCAUGAUUUUCGACCUGAUUACAAAUAUCUGGGCAUUUUAUCAGGUAUGUUCCAAAAAACUCCAAUCCUGGGUUUGACUGCAACAGCCACUGCUCAUGUUUUGUCAGAUGUUCAAAAAAUGCUCAGUAUCCCCGGCAGUCUGGUUAUAAAAUCCACAUUUAACCGCCCUAAUUUAUAUUAUAAAAUAAUAAAGAAACCCACAUCACAGGAUGAAUGUAUAUCAAUAAUAGAAAAUUUGUUAAAGCACCGUUACAGAGGAGAAACUGGAAUAAUUUAUACUAAUAGUAUAAAAGAUUCUGAGGAUAUAGCAAUAGAGUUAACUAAAAGAGGAUUAAAAGUGGGUUGUUACCAUGCUAAUUUAGAUGCAAAUGAUAGAACUAAAGUUCACACCAAGUGGCAUGAAAAAAAAUACCAAGCCUUAGCAGCAACAGUUGCAUUUGGAAUGGGCAUAGACAAACCAGAUGUUAGGUUUGUCAUUCACCACACUAUAAGCAAAACUAUGGAGAAUUAUUAUCAAGAAAGUGGAAGAGCUGGCAGAGAUGGCAACCAUGCAGAGUGCGUUACUAUGUAUCGUAUGCAGGACAUUUUCAAAGUUAGCUCAAUGGUGUUUAGUUCAAUAGGUAAUUUGGACCAUUUAUAUGGCAUGGUCAAGUACUGUCUCAAUGGUGCAACAUGCAGGAGACAACUCAUUGCUGAGCAUUUUGAUGAGGACUGGGGUGACACAGACUGCAAUAAAAUGUGUGAUAUUUGUAGUGAUGAACAAAGUGAAAUAGAAGAAAUUGAUUUACAAUGGCAUUGUAAAACUCUGGUAUCUAUUAUAGAAAUUGCAGAAAAUCAAGACACAAAGCUUACAGCAAAUAAAUUAUUAGAUGCAUGGUUUUUAAAAGGACCUGUGGCACUCAGACAUAAAGGAAAGUUACCAAAGUUAUCCCGUGAAGUGGCAGAGGAUGUCCUUGCAUUCUUAUUAGUGGAAAAUUACCUUGUUGAAGACUUUCAUUUUACAUCAUACACUACAAUAAGUUAUAUUAAAAAAGGCCCAUGUAUGGAUUCAAUUCAUGAUACAAAUUUUUCUUUGAAAAUGCCAAUAAGAAAAUAUACACCACUUUCUCAGAAUAAUAAAAAAGAAACAAGUAGAGAGAUGGCUCAUCAAGUAAAAUCAUUCAAGAAAAGGAAAACUACAUUUGAAGCAGAAUCUGAGGCCAAAGUUUCAAAAAUUGUAGUAAUUGAUUAAUUACAUAUUAAUGAACACAGUACCUAUAAUAAUGAAUUUAAUUUCUGUUACUCUACUCAAUUGCAGGAAGCAUGAUCUCUCCAUUAACACUUGUUCAAUGGAGUCCAAAAAAACACUACAAGUACUAAGCAAAUGAAUGGAAAUUUACUUACAACUUAAAACACUGUGUGCAUGUAAAUGCUAACAAAACCAUGAUUGAUAAUAAUUGUACUAGUUCUCAUAAAUAAUAACAAUCUUCCAAUAUUUUUAUUUUUUAAAGAAUGUAUAGACUGGUUAAAAUAAAAAAUAUUUUUAAUUGAU
Messenger RNA from Manduca sexta (tobacco hornworm), 2493 nucleotides. RefSeq names its product ATP-dependent DNA helicase Q1. Gene Ontology annotation, cellular component: cytoplasm; chromosome. The transcript has a single exon. Gene Ontology annotation, molecular function: nucleic acid binding; 3'-5' DNA helicase activity; four-way junction helicase activity. Gene Ontology annotation, biological process: double-strand break repair via homologous recombination. The record is from RefSeq and is a predicted model, not a curated record. NCBI's taxonomy places the organism in Eukaryota, Metazoa, Arthropoda, Insecta, Lepidoptera, Sphingidae. Bases 307 to 2193 code for a protein of 628 amino acids.